Molecule: messenger RNA, 2145 nt
Organism: Lachancea dasiensis
Lineage: Eukaryota; Fungi; Ascomycota; Saccharomycetes; Saccharomycetales; Saccharomycetaceae
Source: the annotation of a GenBank genome assembly
AUGUCUCACCUUAUCACGCUAGCUACCUGCAAUUUGAAUCAAUGGGCUCUUGAUUUUGAAGGAAACCGCGACCGUAUCUUAGAAUCCAUUAAAUUGGCCAAAGCAGAAGGUGCGAGGUUAAGAGUUGGACCGGAGUUGGAAAUUACAGGUUACGGAUGUUUGGAUCAUUUCUUGGAAAAUGAUUUAUAUAUUCACUCUUGGGAAAUGUACGCGCAAAUUAUCAGAUCGCCGGAAACUCACGGUUUAUUGCUGGACAUCGGGAUGCCAGUCUUGCAUAAGAAUGUAAGAUAUAAUUGCCGUCUGCUGUCUCUGGACGGCCAGAUUCUCUUCAUUCGGCCCAAAAUAUGGCUGGCAAAUGAUGGAAACUACCGGGAGAUGAGGUUCUUUACGCCUUGGAUGAAAACUGCCCAAGUUGAACAGUUUCUGUUGCCCCCGUUAAUUCAAAAAAUCACGAAUCAGCGCUUUGUGCCUUUUGGAGAUGCAGUAAUCCGCACUCUUGAUACGUGCAUUGGCGCUGAGACAUGCGAGGAGCUAUUCACUCCGCAAUCCCCUCACAUUGCGAUGUCGUUAGAUGGAGUCGAGAUCAUCACAAAUUCAUCCGGAUCUCAUCAUGAACUGCGGAAACUAAACCGCAGGUUAGAGCUUAUCACUAGUGCAACCAGAAGAUGUGGAGGCGUCUAUUUAUAUGCCAACCAACGUGGUUGUGAUGGUGAUCGUUUAUACUAUGAUGGUUGUGCGUUAAUCGCUGUCAAUGGGAAGGUAGUCGCCCAAGGCAGUCAAUUUUGUUUGAAAGACGUUGAAGUUGUCACUGCAACAGUUGAUUUAGAAGAAGUUAGAACACAAAGGGCUUCGUUUUUGUCCCGUGGUCUACAAGCAGUGAAUUCCAAUGUCAAAUUUGAGAGAAUCGACGUCAAUGAAGAGUUAGCUCCUAUAGAGAGUAGAUUUAAUCCCAAGAUUGCUCCUUCGAAAGAGCGUCCCAUCUUCUACCACAGCGCCGAAGAAGAAAUUGCUCUUGGUCCAGCUUGUUGGAUGUGGGAUUAUUUGAGGCGUUGCAACGGCACAGGGUUUUUCUUACCUUUAUCAGGGGGUAUCGAUUCUUGUGCAACGGCUGUUAUCGUCCACUCCAUGUGCAGGUUAGUUGUGAAAGAAUGCCAUGAAGGUAAUCAACAGGUUUUAGCAGAUGCGAGAAAGCUUUCCCGCAAGGGUGAAAGUUGGGUACCACAAGUUCCACAAGACCUUGCUAGCUGUCUCUUCCAUACAUGCUUUAUGGGAACGGAGAAUUCAUCCAAGGACACCAGGUCAAGGAGCCGUGAGCUGGCGAAAGUAAUCUCUUCUUAUCAUGUUGACUUCAACAUGGACUCACUAGUUGGGAGUGUUGUUGCUCUGUUUGAGGUAACCACAGGCAAAAGACCAAUUUUCAAGAUAUUUGGAGGCUCUCAAACUGAGAAUUUAGCCUUGCAAAACAUCCAAGCCCGUCUGCGUAUGGUUCUGGCAUACUUGUUUGCCCAACUAUUACCUUGGGUUCGUCGAAUUCCCAAUGGAGGUAGUCUACUUGUUCUCGGGAGUGCAAAUGUCGACGAAUGUUUACGCGGAUAUUUGACAAAAUAUGACUGCUCCUCUGCUGACAUUAAUCCCAUCGGCGGUAUCUCCAAAACUGACCUAAAGAGAUUCAUCGCGUAUGCCGCCAAGACAUUUGACAUGCCAAUUCUGGAAGAGUUCUUGACAGCUACACCGACAGCAGAACUUGAACCAAUUACUAAGGAUUACGUGCAGUCCGACGAAAUUGACAUGGGGAUGACAUAUGAAGAGUUGAGCAUCUUUGGCUACUUGAGAAAAGUCGAAAAAUGUGGGCCUUAUUCUAUGUUUCUGAAGCUUUUACACGAAUGGACUCCAAGACUGACGCCUGCCCAGGUCGCUGAAAAGGUCAAGAAAUUUUUCUUUUUCUAUGCCAUCAAUAGACACAAGCAAACUGUGAUAACUCCAAGUUAUCACGCUGAACAAUAUUCUCCGGAUGACAACCGGUUUGAUCUGAGACCAUUCUUGAUAAACCCUAGGUUUGCUUGGGCAUCUAAGAAAAUUGACCAAAUUGUGGCUCAAUGUGAGGGUAAAGAUAUUAAAGAGCUCGAUGUAAUGUCUGUUGAUUGA